AAGUCCACUUCAGAGACUAUACAUAUCAGUCUCACAGCAGAGUGAACCCUUUCAGGCCUGUGUGUUCAGUUGAUCCAGAUUCUCCAGAUUUAAACACAGAAUGAAGUUGCUUUUUUGUAUUUUUGUGGUUUGCUCGUCCCUUACUAUAGGGACCUGCACAGAAGAUACAACUCAAAAUAGCACAACUGGCCAGAACCCAGAAGAGGACUCGUCUUCGGACUGGGGCAUCGGAACAAUUCGAGAUGGUUUUGAGGCAGUAAAUGGUGUUUUCGACUCAUUUUUGGAACUACUGGGUGGUAGAAAUGGGGUUUGUCAGUACAAAUGCCGAUAUGGUAAAGCUCCGUUACCCAGACCAGACUACAAACCUCCUGAACCCAAUGGCUGUAGUUCCUAUUUCCUUGGUCUCAAGGUACCCGAGAGUUUGGAUAUGGGGAUCCCAGCAAUGACUAAAUGCUGUAACCAGUUGGAUAUCUGUUAUGACACAUGCGGGGCAAACAAGUACAGAUGUGAUGCCAAGUUCCGAUGGUGUCUCCACUCCAUAUGCUCUGAUCUCAAGAAGAGUCUGGGUUUUGUCUCCAAAGUAGAAGCCUGUGAAUCAGUUGCAGAUACGGUAUUCAAUACUGUCUGGACUCUGGGAUGCAGACCAUUCAUGAACAGUCAGAGAACAUCCUGCAUCUGCAAUGAGGAGGAACGAGAAGAACUCUGAGGCAGGAGAUGCUUCUUGAUCAUCCACCAGACUAUCGUGAUAACCGCAGUAUUAUAUAAUUUUUCACCUGCAAGACUCUGCAAAGCUCUCCCCUACUGGACAGCUAGUCAUCAAGAUCAACUUUAUAAUCUCAGCUGGUAAAGAGUUAUCGUGAUACCAAACUUUACUUAUUCCAUUUUGGGGCUAGAAACAUUUUCAUGAGAUGAACCCAAGCCACAGAAUAUAUAUGGUCUGAGUUUCAUACAAAAUAAGGAUUCUGAUGCUUACCAUAAUGGUUUUUAGAGUGACCGAGGCCUGAGAUCAUGCUAUUAUUGUAACACUGACGAAGAAAUGCCAGUGGAGAUAAUUUUGUUUCUUUAUGUAUUGAUGUAUGCAUUGGACUUUGUUAAUAUACUUGUUCCCAAACAAGUACGGCAGAGCUUCGAGCAACACAUGACAAAUAAUUUUUUUUUGUCUCAAUAAAGUAGCAUAUUAGUG
This is a messenger RNA of Pelobates fuscus (common spadefoot toad), 1183 nucleotides long. RefSeq names its product phospholipase A2 group XIIB (gene PLA2G12B). Bases 101 to 706 code for a protein of 201 amino acids. Gene Ontology annotation, molecular function: A2-type glycerophospholipase activity; calcium ion binding. The transcript is spliced from 4 exons. Gene Ontology annotation, cellular component: extracellular region. Gene Ontology annotation, biological process: cholesterol homeostasis; arachidonate secretion; lipid catabolic process. The record is from RefSeq and is a predicted model, not a curated record. Lineage: Eukaryota; Metazoa; Chordata; Amphibia; Anura; Pelobatidae.